AUGAAGAGAGAUCUGGCUUUUCUGGGCACUCUAAUUAGCCUCGCCUUCCUGUCGCUGCUAAGAUCUGCUUAUCCUCAACAGACAGCUGAAGAGACCUGCUCCAUGCAGAUUCUUGUCCCAGGCCUUAAAGGGGAUGCUGGAGAAAAGGGAGAAAAAGGCGCACCAGGACGACCGGGAAGAGUUGGUCCUACGGGAGAAAAAGGAGACAUGGGUGACAAAGGACAGAAAGGCAGUGUGGGUCGCCAUGGAAAAAUUGGACCGGUUGGUUCUAAAGGUGAAAAAGGUGAUUCUGGUGAUAUAGGAUCCCCUGGUCCUAAUGGAGAACCAGGCAUACCAUGUGAAUGCAGCCAGCUAAGGAAGGCCAUUGGGGAGAUGGAUAACCUGGUCACUCAAUUGACAAAUGAGUUAAAAUUCAUAAAAAAUGCUGUCGCUGGUGUGCAAGAGUCAGCUAAUAGGAUCUAUCUGCUGGUGAAGGAAGAGAAAAGGUAUGUGGAUGCCCAGCAGUCCUGCCAAGGGCGAGGAGGGAUGCUGAGCAUGCCCAAAGAUGAGACCUCCAACGGCCUGAUUGCCUCUUACAUCACUCAAGCAGGCCUCACUCGAAUUUUCAUUGGGAUCAAUGACCUCGAAAAAGAGGGCACUUUUGUUUAUUCAGACCGGUCCCCCAUGCAGACCUUCAGCAAGUGGCGGAAUGGUGAGCCUAACAAUGCCUACGACGAGGAGGACUGUGUAGAAAUGGUGGCCUCUGGGGGCUGGAAUGACGUGGCUUGCCACAUCACCAUGUAUUUCAUAUGUGAAUUUGACAAGGAAAAUGUGUGA
Molecule: messenger RNA, 816 nt
Organism: Chrysochloris asiatica (Cape golden mole)
Lineage: Eukaryota; Metazoa; Chordata; Mammalia; Afrosoricida; Chrysochloridae
Gene: COLEC11
Product: collectin sub-family member 11
Exons: 6
Coding region: 1-816 (271 amino acids)
Source: RefSeq, a predicted model, not a curated record